This is a messenger RNA of Macrosiphum euphorbiae (potato aphid), 252 nucleotides long. Lineage: Eukaryota; Metazoa; Arthropoda; Insecta; Hemiptera; Aphididae. The record is from the annotation of a GenBank genome assembly.
AUGGAACAGUGGAGUGGUAAACAACGUGCUUAUGCGACAAAAUUGUUUUACAAAAAAGGCAGUUACGUAGCCGCACAGCGUGCAUUUCGUCUUCAUUUUAAUCUUAAACCCCAUGAUUCGGUACCAUCGGCUAAGGCUAUUCAAAUAUGGAUAACCAACUUUGAAGAAACGGGUUCAGCAUUAAAAAAGAAGCCUGUACGACAAAAAACCAUUCGCACACCUGAAAACGUCACUGCUGUCAGAGCCGUGUAG